AUGACUUUCAGCAAGCCAAGCACAUUUAAGGUGCACCAGAGAUCUCACACAGGAGAAAAACCAUACAGCUGCUCAGAGUGUGGGAAGAGUUUUGUCCAGUCCACCACACUCCGGAUGCACCUCCAGUGGCACGCUGGGGCGAGGGCCAGCUACUCCUGCCCUGUCUGUGGGAAGACUUUCUCUCGCUCUAACAGUGUGAAGAGACAUCAGAUGGUUCACACAGGAGAGAGACCUCAUGAGUGUCCCUGCUGUGGGAAACGCUGCUUCCGACGGAGUGCUUUGAUCAUACACAUGAGGAUUCACACUGGAGAGAAACCAUACAUUUGUUCUGAGUGUGGGAAGAGGUUCUCCCAAGAUGGCGACCGGAAACGACACCAAAUAAGACACCACCCUGACCUCUGA
Oncorhynchus nerka (sockeye salmon) is the source of this 402-nucleotide messenger RNA. RefSeq names its product zinc finger protein 239-like. Gene Ontology annotation, cellular component: nucleus. NCBI's taxonomy places the organism in Eukaryota, Metazoa, Chordata, Actinopteri, Salmoniformes, Salmonidae. Gene Ontology annotation, molecular function: DNA-binding transcription factor activity, RNA polymerase II-specific; RNA polymerase II cis-regulatory region sequence-specific DNA binding. Gene Ontology annotation, biological process: regulation of transcription by RNA polymerase II. The record is from RefSeq and is a predicted model, not a curated record. Bases 1 to 402 code for a protein of 133 amino acids. The transcript has a single exon.